This is a messenger RNA of Penicillium brasilianum, 2762 nucleotides long. Lineage: Eukaryota; Fungi; Ascomycota; Eurotiomycetes; Eurotiales; Aspergillaceae. The record is from the annotation of a GenBank genome assembly.
GUAAAUGAGCCCUAUCCAACCCCGCUGGGUGCACCGAACUUGGGGAGUCGAAGGCCCCCUCCCCCCAUCACCAUCACAGCCAGGAGAACCCGCCUUUCCCUUUACCUCAACAACGCCCUCCUUUACCUCCUCCUCCCUCUCCACCCACCCGCCAACAUCCCUGAAUCCGAACAUUUGCGUCACCUGGCCUUUGCGAGCUUCCUCUGAAAUCUGUUGAUUUGCCUCAGGUCGCGGAGUGCAAUCGGGUGGCUCUGGCGCUUUCGAAUCCCCCGCCCCAGCCUGCCACUAAGCGACACGGAGAUCCUUUAGAGCGGACCAACUACGCUCGCCCUAUACCGAGCCUCCACGCCGUUCAGUCCGGUCUUCUUUGCACUUCAGACACCAAUUGUCCUUUCCCAGGUCAAAGAGGUCCUUCCAAACAAUUCCUCCCGCCCCCUCGCCCAUUCGCCUGCCGUCCAAGUAACCCUGGCUAGAGUGCAGCGCCCGCCUGCACUAGCACCGAGAAUACCAGUGGAGUACAUGUGGCUGUCCACACCGGCGUGAAAAUGAAGGGCUUCAGACAGAGAGUGCAUGAGCAGUUGUCGCGGGCAAAGGACGCCAACAAAUCUUCGAAAAAGAAGGACUCCUCCAACUCUUCAUCUCAGAGCCCAGCUUCCCUCGGCAUUUCCCAAGCACAGCAGUCGGCAUCCCCAGGCCAAGGCACCCCGACAUCCUCCACAACCUCCUUGAAUGAUGCGCGAGGCAAGUCGCCGGAUAAUGCUUCCCCGGCUGGUACCCCGUCCGCGGGCGCCACGCCGGCCCAGCACUAUAUACCUCCAGGAGCCGGCAUCGCUGGCCAGCCCAUCAUCAAUGGCCCGGGUACUCCAACAAGGCAGGGUCAGCCAGUUGCGCCUAGUGUGAUCAUCAGCCCUAGUGGACCGGCUCCCCCGGGUGCUGCCGAAACCAUGCCCGGAGACCUGGCGCCGCCGAGAAAAUCGCACGUCUUCGAUCGCCUUCAGACGACCCCGAAAGACAUGUCGGAGGGAAUUCGGACCCCCAAGCGCCAGCACUCCUCACGAUUUGAUAUCUCUGACCAGCGUCAGCGAGAGCUGGAGAAGCUACCCGGUUUCCAUGAGGUGGCCCCCAACCGGCGCCAGGACCUCUUCAUGCAGAAAAUUGAUCAGUGCAACAUCAUUUUCGAUUUCAACGAUCCCACUGCCGACAUGAAGUCUAAAGAGAUCAAGAGACUGGCUCUCCAUGAGCUCUUGGACUAUGUCGCCAACAACAGGUCCGUUAUUACGGAGCCUAUGUACCCUCGCGUCGUGGAGAUGUUCGCCAAGAACCUGUUCCGCCCGAUUCCUCCACCUAUGACUCCUCAAGGUGAGGCAUUUGACCCGGAGGAAGAUGAGCCGGUCCUCGAAGUCGCCUGGCCGCAUAUCCAAGUUGUCUACGAGUUCUUUUUGCGAUUCAUUGAGAGCCAGGACUUUAACACAAACAUUGCCAAGGCAUACAUUGACCAUCAAUUUGUGCUUCAGUUGCUGGAUCUAUUUGACUCAGAAGACCCCCGCGAGCGGGAUUUCCUGAAGACCACUCUGCACCGGAUUUACGGCAAGUUUUUGAACCUGCGGUCAUACAUUCGUCGAUCUAUCAACAAUGUCUUCUUCCAGUUCAUGUAUGAGACGGAGAGACAUAAUGGUAUCGCCGAGCUGCUUGAAAUUCUGGGUUCCAUCAUCAACGGAUUUGCACUGCCUCUCAAGGAGGAGCACAAGCUGUUCUUGACUCGGGUCUUGUUGCCGAUGCACAAGGUUAAGAGCCUGAGCAUGUAUCACCCUCAACUGGCAUACUGUAUUGUUCAAUUCUUGGAGAAGGACUCAAGCCUGACUGAAGACGUCGUUCUUGGUUUGCUGCGUUACUGGCCAAAGACCAACAGCACCAAGGAGGUCAUGUACCUCAACGAAGUCGAGGAUAUCUUCGAGGUUAUGGACCCCGGAGAAUUUGCCAAAGUUCAGGAACCCCUCUUCCACCAGCUGGCCAAGUCUGUUGCCAGCCCGCAUUUCCAGGUUGCUGAGCGCGCUCUCUAUUUCUGGAACAACGAAUACUUCUGCAACCUCGUCAGCGAUAAUGUAGAAACCAUCCUCCCGAUCAUGUUCGCUCCUCUUUACGAGAACUCGAAGGGCCAUUGGAACCGCACUAUCCACAGCAUGGUGUACAAUGCCAUGAAGAUGUUCAUGGAGAUUAACCCUCAGCUCUUCGAUGAGUGCUCUCAUGAAUACACCGAACACCAGAACAGCGCCGAUCAACGGGAAAAGACUCGUCAAGAUCGGUGGGACAUGAUCGAACAACAAGCGACCAUGAGGAAGAAUGGCGCUCCUCCCCCACCCGCGCCUGCUCUCAACGUCCCCGAGCCUAUUGACGAGGUCGAGGCCAUGACUAAUGAAAGCCAAAAGCGGUUGAACACCCUCAAGAUCGAGGAAGAACCCGAGGCGCCCAAGGAGCGGCCUGCUCGCGAAGGAACCCCAAACUCGCCUGCGUGAUUCUAACGUGGAAACGUCCGUUUUGCUCCAGACACGACGCCGUGGAUCCGUUCGUGGUGGCAGCAGUUCCCGGAGACGACGGAGUGGUAGCGGUAGCGAGAUUCGCCCGCGACGACGGUCGGUUGGUAGUGGUACCAGUGCCACUAAUGUACAGAUCUUGCAUCGCAGCAAUUCGACCAAAUAAUGCCUCGAACAGUGAUGGGGCCUGUGCUCGUGAACAUGUCUCUUCCCUUGAUUUUCUGCAAAACC